GGUCUCUCAGUUAGCGUGCGGGAGGUAAACAAGCCGCCAUGCCGCUGCCCGGCGCAAAUUAUCUGCCUUUUUUGGCGCUUGUAUUGUGUGUGACUUCUCUCUGCGCCUCCAGGCUCAACGUGCCCAGAGUCCUGCUGCCUUACAACCACCACACGCCCACGAACUUCACCCUCAAAGUGUACAACGGAGGGUGUUACCAGUGGGAAUGUUCACGGCAGGAGGUGGCACUGCUGGUGGGUUUGGAGGAGGAUGGGUGUGCCAACGAGGUGGUGGUGUCAGCCAUCAGCCGCUCACCCACUCGCCAGACAGCCAUCAUUCUUGCACAGGAUUCAGGCAGUGGUGAUGUGUUGCGUUGUGAUGUGCUGGUGGACACCAUUCACCACCUGGAAAUCAUCACUACCACACGAGAAUUGUAUGAGGAGGAGGCGCCCGAGGCCUUCGAGGUGCAAGCUUAUGACAGCCAGGGCAACCAGUUCUCAACUCUGGAGGGCAUGGAGAUGAUCUGGGAGCUGGAGACCCUCACAGGCCUGGAGUCAUCAGCAGGACCACAGUCAGUACUGAGGUUCAUCACCUUUGAGGAGUCGCCCUACAGGGUACCGGCAGCCAUCGCCCCACUGGAAAAGGUUGGGCGGACAGGCUACAUGGUGCUGGUGGAGGGCCGGCAGACAGGCCUGGCCAAGCUGUCUGUCCGUCUGGCCCACACAGCGUACAAGCACCUAGAGCCAGCCUCUGUGGAGCUGAUGGUGGUGGCCAACCUGCUGCUAGACCCAGCUGACUCCUUUGUGCUGCCCCACACUCAUAUCCACUACACAGUGCACCAACUCAAGCAGGGACACCUUGCUCCCAUCGAUCUCAGGGCUUCCACAUUCUAUCUCCAGGUUGCUGACACCAGCAUAGCAGAGCUGGAGGAGGAUGGCACUACUGUGCUUGCCAAGACUCUCGGCACCACACAGGUGGUGUUGGGGGGCAGCCACCUGGUCUCCUCACAACUGGUGAGGCAGCCGGCUGCCAACUUGCAUGUGGUGGAGCCCUCUCACUUAGCCAUCUCCAUCCGGCCCCACAACAACCCGGCCCUCACCCUUGGCCGCCCCUACAGCUUUAUUGUGACAGUCCAUGAUGUGGCACACAACCAGAUCUUCCUACCUGAUAAUAUAAUUAUCCAGACCACAGUUCCUGAAGAGUACUUCCAAACAGAGUUUGCCACCCGCAACGGUUCCUACAUUCAUGGUACUCCCAUUGCUACCGGCAAGACUACAGUCACAGCUGUGCUGUCUGCAGUGGAGGUCGGGGAUGAGGUGAUGGAGAUCAGCCCGCCUCUCACAGCCACACAAGACAUUGAGAUCUUUGAGCCAGUGGUGGUGGUGCCACCCAUCACUGUGCUGCCUUGGGACCCAGUCACUCGCCCCCUCUACUCUGUCAACCUUACAGCAAGGGGAGGAUCAGGCAGCAUUGGGUGGAGCAGUAGUGACACUGAGGUGGUGGUGGUGACCCAUGGUGGUGUUUGCAGGACUCGAGGUCUUGGGUCAGCCACCAUUACUGCCGCCAUGACUGCCAACCCACACAACAAGGACUCAGCCCAAAUCCACAUCAUGGAGGCAGUGGGACUAUCUCUGCUACUUGGUGAGGUGGAAGUAGAGGUGGAGGCCCAUCUUCCUCUUCAUGUGGCUGCCCACACACUGUACCAGGACAUCCCUCUGCCCUUCACAGCCUGCCACAAGCUGCCCCUUGCUGUGGAGCCUCGGGAGCCAUCCUUCUCUGCUCUCCCAGAAGUGCUGCCACCUACUGUUGAGGGUUCCUGUGCUGUAGUGGAGGUGGUGGCCAGAAAGCCAGGCUUCUCUCUUGUCAAUGUGAGUUACCACAGUAGCAGCGGCAGUGACAAUCAGAGCCAGGACCAGCAAUUUCAGCUAACAGCCUCCACCACUGUAGCUGCAUACAGACCCCUGCGACCAGUCAACCCAUCCUCAGGGGAGACAGUGCUGGCAUUGGGGUCCUCCAGGCUAGUGGUGUUUGAAGGGGGACCAUUGCCUUGGCCCCUCAAGCUGUCAUCCCACACCACCAAAGUGACGGUGGGUGAUGGUGACAAGGUGGGGGCACGGCUGGUGAAGCAGAGCAGUGGGCAGCAGCCAGGAGACCAACAUCUUGUGGAGGCCAUGUGUAGACAGCUUGGCCAGACCACCCUCGUCCUCACCGUGGCCAACACACCCUCUGCCUCCCUGCCUCAUCCUAAGAAGGUCAGUGCCACUGUCACAGUCAUCUGUGCUCUGCCAGAUUCCAUCAGCCUCAUAGCACUUGUCAGGCGACCAACAGGGACCCGCUCAUCUUGCCCUGCCAUGGCAGAGCUUGGAAGGGCUGUAACCCAUUGCCACAAGCCACUGAACAUGGAGGUGGUGGUGACAGACUCUGAACAACGACGCUUUGACAACAUCUCAUCCCUGGCACUGGAGUGGGAAGUGUCCAACAUCAGCCUGGCAGCAGUCCCCAAGCAGCAGCUGUCUGCCUUGCCUCAGAGUGUCAGCACUCAGGGACAGGGAGCCCUUAGAAGUUACCAGGUCCUGAACCCCUUUGGCGAGGCAGGUGAGCUAGUGGUGACAGUGCGCUUAGUCGGCUACACUAGCAAUGUGGGAGACAUCCUGGACAUCCCACCUGUCUCCGCCUCCCUCCCCCUUGCGCUGGUACAUGAUGUGGUUCUUGACCCACCUGCAGCCACUCUCUACCAUCACACACACAAUAAGCUGGAUCUCAGUGUUGUGGGAGGUUCAGGAUUCUUUGAGUUACAGCCUCCUGACAAUGACAUCGCCACAGUCGACUAUCACGAGGCAAAGAAGACCAUCACUGUCAGCCCACUGGGAGAUGGAGAUCUGGUGGUAGCACUGAUGGAUGUGUGUCUGGAAGCAACACACCCUGCCACUUCCCACAUUAGGAUUGCCAGCGUUGCCUCCCUGGACCUGACAGUGCUGGAGGUGGUGGAGCUUGGAGGCACCCUGGAAGCAGAGGUGGUGGCCCUGGAUGCCUCAGGAACUCCCUUGCCUGCUCACUCCUUCAUGGACUUGCAGCCUCACCCUCAGUCCACUGUUAUUUCUGCUAGGUAUCAAGGCAUCAACAAGCAGGGCAAUGCAGUGUAUGAGGUGAGGGGCCGCCAUGUGGGAGACACCAGCCUGCGAGUCAGUGCUACUGUUGCUGGGGGAACAGGUGAGGGUGGGCGGCCCAGAGUGGAGAGCCCUACCCGUCCCAUACAGGUGUUCCCUGCCCUCACCCUGCACCCACGCAAUAUCACUCUUGUGGUUGGGGCCGUGUAUCAGGUUGAGACUCGUGGAGGGCCAUACCCAAGCCCCAGUGUGGAGUACAGCAUUGACAACGGCACAGUGGCCAACUCCUCACAUGCCGGGGUGGUGACAGCACUGGCUUUGGGCACCACCACCCUCACCGCACGGGCUGUCAGUGUAAGCCAAAAGACAAGCCGCAGAGCUAUUUAUUCACAGGACAUGUUGACAAUACACGUGGUGCCGCUGCCCAAGAUUCGCAUCCACGCCCCGCUGACACGCCUCGAGACAGGCACCACCAUGCCACUGCUUGCCCUGGGCCUGGACGAGCACCAGGCAUCCCUAGCCUAUGCCUCGGCCAACCCGCCCCUGUUGCUGGAGUGGGCCACAUCCAACAAGCAGGUUGCGUCCCUCCCCAGGAUCUUCCAAAAGAGCGGUGUGGUGGAGAAUACAGAGAACCAGGGAGCUGUCAGAGUAAAGGCAGAACAUCCAGGCAGGACAACCAUAAGCCUGAAGGUGAGGGUGGGGACCAAUGCCCUGCCUCCCUACCAGCAGACUUUGAGCAAUGCAGUGCUUACAGACAAACUGGAGAUCAAGGUGUUUGAGUCCCUGAAGCUGAAGUAUCCCAGUGGGGGCUCCUCACAGCUGCUCAUGACACCAGAUUCUGAGGCACGGAUUGUCACCAACAGAGAUGGAGACGGCCAGAUGACUUACCAGGUGGAUGGGGCUUGCAGUGAGGGUGGCAAGGAAAGCCAAGUGGUGGAGGUGUGCCCAGAUGGCUUGGUGAAGGCAGGGGAGCAGACUGGCCAGGCCACUGUUGUUGUCACUGUCACUGAGACCUAUGGUGUCACCCAGAGUUUGUCCGUGCUGGUGGAGGUGAAAAAGGUGAGCUACUUGCAAGGGGAGGUGGGUGGCUUGGUAGGUGCUGUGACCAGUACCCCACUCCCUUGGUUGCCAGUUGGGGCAAGUUUCAACCUCCAUCUUUCCUACCACGAUAACAGGGGACGCAUCUUCCACGCCACCAAUGCUCAUCCAGCCUUCAGGCCCUCCAGAUUUGACCUGGUGGGAGUGAGCCGUGGAGCAACAAAUGAUAGCCUGGUAGUGAGGAUGGUGGGGCGUGGGCAGACUGUCCUUCACCUCUGGGACCACAACCUGCCCCUCCUGAAUGACUACCUCCGCAUCCAUGCUGGCCCUGCCAUUACUCCUGACAGGGCCACUGCUCCCAUGGGUGUGCACAUUUGCUUUUCCUCUCAAGUGACAGGGGAGGCUGGGACCCCCACAGGCAACUGGUCUGCACAGGGGGACAUCCUUUCCCUGGACCCAGCCUCAGGUGUAGCAGUCUCCCACCAGCCAGGCCAGGCCACUGUGUUAUUCCAAGCUAGUCCCUCCUUCACAACCACCACUGAGCUGACUGUGCUGCCCCUCACUCAGAUAACAGUCAGCAGUCCCCAGCACCCUCUCACCAAUGGGCGGGAGGGAGCACGUCAAGUGGCUGGAGUGGAGCUUGGGGCCGAGGGCAGCACCAUCCCCCCUUGCUACCCUCAGGAACCACCUCCUUCUCAGCCACCCUUCUCCUGCUCAGUGACACUCUUCCCUUCCCUCCCUGGCUCAGAUGUUGGCGAGCUGUUCUCUGCUGCUCCCAUUUAUGUCCCAAACCAAGGAUAUGGAUGUGAGGUGACUUGCUUAGCAGGACCAUCAUUGGGCCUGGCCACCCUGGAAGCUGCCCUGGUGGUGGAGGCUGUGGCUGAGGGGGAUGGAGGCUUGCGGUCUGGCCAGGUGCAGCUUCCCUUCCUGCCUGCCCCUGCCCCGGAGAGCCCCACCCUCACUCUCACCAACCAGCAGCCCACUGCAUCACUGCUGCUCAGGGGACACCCAGAUGUGCUGGCUGCCAUGGCUGGUGUGGAUGGAUGUGUGGGUGGACUGGAGUGCCAGCUUGGAGCAGUGCGUGGUCAGGAGCGCACCCUCACUGUGGCAAGCAAGGAAAGCCUAUGGGCUACUUCCUUGCCUGAUGCUCCUUUAGAAGUAAAUGUGACCUCACCUCUCACCUCUAGCAUUAUACAGGUGCGUGUUGUCCUGGAGUCAGUGGGUGAUGGUGUGUGUGCCUCUCCAGCCACCUGGGAUAUGGGCUUCCUCACACUUAUCUUAAAUGAACGCCUUCUGUUCAGCCUUGCCUGCCUCGCCCUCACUGGCACCUGCCUCUUUGUGGGUUACCAUGCACUGCUGACCCCCAGCUACAGACAGACACAGCACAAUGGGGUGUUUGCAAACUCCCCAGCACCACCACCUGCCAUGAAAUCCUUCCAGCCAGUGGUCUCUUCCUCCCCUACAGGAAACAUCACAACCCCUGUGGGCAGUGGACGCUCCUCCCCUCAGGGUUACACCCUCUGGAGCGACACAACAGAGCCAGUGUAUGGGGCACCACCCUACAGCAGGAGGGCCUACCAGGGCUCCCCCACCUACACCACUACACCACCCAGACUACAUCAGGAUUAAAUAUUGUACUAUGUACCUAUUUUUUGUAAAUGUGUUUGUGUUUACAGCUUUGUAUAUGUGUGUAAGCUUUGUUUUCUCUCACAAAGCUGUGAAAGUAGUUUUUUAUAUAUUUUCACCCUUACAGAGAUGGCCAGCAAGGCAUCACAUCAGAAGGGAAACACAUGUGAAGUGUUUGAUUAGUUGUAUUAUUUUAUUGUGUGUUGUCAUAAGUUUUAGUGAGGUAAUGAAGUGUUCCUAUUAUUUUAUGAUAAAUUCUCCAUAAUGAAAAUAUAUUUUCUGUUAUGUAGAUAAGAAUUAUCACUUCAUCUUGCUGAGGCAUUGCCAGAGAAUUGAAUUCAACUUUCAUAAAGGAGUAUUUGUAGGUCAUUUUCAACGUUACAUUCUGGUAACUUUUGUUUUUUUUAAUUUGAAUGAUCUCUAAGAUUGCAUUAAUUUACAGACACUCUUUACUGGUGUGGUAUAGUGUGUGUGUGUGUGUGUGUGUGUGUGUGUGUGUGUGUGUGUGUGUGUGUGUGUGUGUGUGUGUGUGUGUGUGUGUGUGUGUGUGUGUACCAACACACUUAUGAUGGCAAAGAUCCUCAUGAAAUGCAUCUUGGAAGCAACCAAGCCUGGGAAAAUUACAGUUCAAGAAUUUUUGCAUUCUGUGAAUGCUGUAAUGAUCCAGAGACAAUCAUUAUCAAGUCAGAAAAGACCACACUGGUUGAUGAUGAACAUCUCCUGGUUUCAGAACAAAAUGUCUUUAAAAGUUGAUGAAACCACCCAGAGUGGGUCUUUCCAGGCUGUGAGGCCUUCAGGCAUUGCUGUACUUAUUUUGCCAUCAGUGUGUGCUGCUUCUCAUUGAUGUAAUUAAGGCUUGAAAGUUUAGUGGUUUUAACUUUCAAGGAAUCUUUAUCACCACCACCAUCACCAUUAUCAUCAUAAUCAUUAUACAAAUAACCAUAUUACUAAUUGAGUCAUCCUGAAAGUCAAAACAAACAUCUGCUUGCAGUUAAGAAUACUGCCAUUCUUUAAAAUCCAGAACUAAAAUUCAUACACCUACCUUGUACUCAGCACCACAAACAUUACAGUUAAGGUUUUUAAUCCAGUUUAUAUGCUCAUUUGAUACUUUCAAAAUUUUUAGUUUAAUUCAUGUGUAAAUUAUCAGCAUCAUUUCAUUUGUCAUACAGUAAGAAUUUUCACAUAGUACAUGCAGUCAGUAUUGCCACUAUUGUUUUGGCAAGAAAAGAGUGAGAUCAUCAGGGGUUGCAUGUCUGUUGUUAUGUAUCUGAUAUUUGGAAAUUUCUUCAUUAUCUAUGUACGGUAUAACCCAGCUAUCCGGUAUCCAUGAGGGAUAGUGUGUUUUGGAUAGCUGGAUUUUCCAGUUGGAUGAGUAGUUACCCUUAUAAAUAUUCUAUUUUCAGUAAAAACCAAAGUAAAAUACUGUACACUAGUACUUGUAAGUAUGACAUACAAAUGAAAGAAAGAGAAAUAAAAACAACAAAAUAAAGGGACUGUACUUACUCAUCUGUGCUGCCACUGUUACAUAAAUUUUCAGGGUACACACUAAUGUUCCUUAUUUACUAUUGUAUAUGUCUUGUAAAACUAGUUCCUUAACACUAGUUUUAUUCAUAUGUAUCACUAGUUAGAUGAAGAUGGGGGGCUAUCAGGAUUUUCUUCUACAAGCAUAGGCCUAUCAACCAGGGUAGGCUCCGACACCGGCAUUGUAGAUGUUUGCUCUGACAACUGAUGUUUACAUUUACGUUUGGCUGGGACCUUCAGCAUGGAGGAUAAUUGAGAAACUGUAUGGAUAUCUGGCAAAAACACUCAACUAGUUAACAAACUUGUUUAUGCAAGUGGUGGAGAGUAGUCACUGCACCUCCAGUGGCAAGAGAGCAAAACAUUCUACUCACACUACUUGCCUGGUGCCAAUUUAAAAUAUUCAAGAUUUUUUUAUUGUUAUUUUAUUUAUUUAUUUUCCUUUGAAAAAAAAUUAUGGUUGCUUGAGAAUUCCAGACAGUUAAAUACCGGAUAGCUGGAGCUAUACAGUACGUCUCAAUGCCGCAUGUCCCUUGAGACUUCCCUUACAGGAUGGCCAAAAGAAUUUCCACUUCACCUCUUUCAACAUUUUCUCAAUGUUUACUCAUAGAAAGUCUCAUCAGUUAGCUCACUUUUUCCAAUACUUGUCAGCUGUGAGUGAGAUGAGAUUUGAGAGUGAAAUUAUUAUUUAAUUCUCAAAUCUCACUCAUGCACACCACAUACUUAUCCCAUUCAGUGUCAUCGCUUGUACUACUGUUCUGCCACUUUGCAAUGCAAACUUUUGCUACUCCAUUCAUGCCAAAGUUCUAUUACACAUCUGCAUUAUUUUUUAAUGUAUAAGACUGUCUAUGCUUUCCAUUCACUUUGUUAUAUAAGCUUUUUAAAUUCACUACAUCCUUUAUUACUAUGUUGUACGUAUAUUUUUUUGCAUUUUCCCCAUCCUUUGUUAAGGCAGUUUCCAUGGAAGUUCUUGGGAAAAACAAGUCAGGUACCAAAAAAAGAUUGCUGUCAAAUUAUUUCCUUCUGGAGAAAUGAUAGCAACUUCCAACAGAUCAUGUCCAGAUUUUUCUUUGUCCUAUUCUGAUUCAUUGUUGUUACCUGAAUUUUUUUCUUUGGAAUGGUUUUUGAACAUUGUUUUGCAUUGCUAACAGUUGGAUUGCUCCUGUUUUCAUGAUAAAUAUUUGCUUUAUCAAUUGUUUUUAAGGAGAUAGUAUUGAGGAAAAGGCAAAUAUAUACAUUGGAAGUGAGUGCAGCACAUUACUGGAUUUCUCACCUUGGAUUUCUCACCUUGACUGCAUCAGAAAAUUUGCCAUUUUCAUAAGAAAAGUGUAGCCGUCUAGUAUGUACCAUAUUUAUUUUAAAUUAUUAACAUUAUUAUUAUUAUUAUUAUUAUUAUUAUUAUUAUUAUUAUUAUUAUUAUUAUUAUUAUUAUUAUUAUCAUCAAUCAUUAUCAUUAUUAUUUGCAGUAAUAAUAAUGCCUUCAGCAGUCUGUUGUAAUUAUAAAGGUCUAUUGAUCUAUGUGAUGUAUAACAGCUGGCAUCCCUGCAAAGAUUUCUUUUCAUAACAAUAACUAUAAUAAUUUUUGUAUUGCAAUUCAAUCCUGAAGGUCUCAUGCAUAGGCCAGUUGUCACUGACAUUGCUACUUUACAACCAAGUGAUUGUUUUGAAGAAAAGUCCUCAAAAAAUGUGCCAAAUAUUUGUACUUGUACUUUCUCACUGACUUGUCAGGUGGGUUACUUAUAGGCCUGGUUGCAGUAUUUUGAUAUUGACAAUUAAAUGUUUGAAAUACACCAUUGCAGGAGUGGACAAAAUGUCUAAAAAUUUGACCAGCAUGAUAUGAAUUCAUAAUAUGUCAGUACACAAUGUUUUGCAAAUCUUGAUCCAUGAAUCUUAAUUCUGGAAACAUCAAAAUAUUCUAUGGUAACACUAGAAUUAAAAUAUCAGUUCAGUGAAAAGAUAGUGUUGCUGCCAUCACAUGGUUGCUCCAUGUGUGUGUAAUAUUCUAUAUUCUCUCUCUCUCUCUCUCUCUCUCUCUCUCUCUCUCUCUCUCUCUCUCUCUCUCUCUCUCUCUCUCUCUCUCUCUCUCUCUCUCUCUCUCUCUCUCUCUCUCUCUCUCUCUCUCUCUGCACCACUACUGCCACUACCAUGCAAGCCAUAGGAUAGUUACAGAGGGAGGAGAAAUAUAAAAGUGAGAGGUAGGGAUAGGACAAAUCAGGAGAGAUUGACAGAGCUUUAGGGGCAUCAGAAACAGAUCCAUCCAAUGAUGACCUUCAGAAGGGAGAGGCCAAGUGUCACCCAGCUAUGAGAUAAAGGGAGAAGAAUUGUUCUUUCAGGUUGGCAGGCAAAUGUGUUGUUUCCUCGGUUUCUCAACAGCUUCACCCACUACCUGCACCAAAUGUCCAACCUUUCCAUAUCCCACUACAAGUUGUUAUGUAUUCAGUGAUUCUGUUUACUUUUUCAUCCUGCAUUUGUAAAUCUUUACUCAAUAUUUAUACAAAAGCAAAGAACCAUACUUGUUUCACAGCUGGGUUUUUUUAUUUUAUUUUUAUUUUUUUUCCCAUCACUUAUUUGGAUCUUAUGGUUACAAAAUAUAGGUACCAGUGUGUACAUCCCUGACCUCACAAAAGUACAAGGAAAAUGCAUCAUUGUUGACCUACUGCAAUUAAUAUUUCCUUGUUCAAUCAAUGGAAGUUGGUUUUACUACCUACAUAUCUUUGUAAUAAAAAGAUUUUCUACCAACAAGAAUAUUUUAUUUAGUUUGCAAGAACCCACAUUGCCUGGUGACAGCUUUAAGCAAAACAGUGACUAGAAAGCAGGACAUUUAGUACUUGCUAUACUCAUGAUUUGCUUAUAUAAUUCAUAAAAAUAUAAAACUGUGAGAUACAUUCCAGAACACUUGCAUACUGCAGUGAUAUGAUAACCUCCUCUUGGGGCUCACUAGUACAGGUGUAGUUUGAGUGAAUCCACAUCAUAAUCAACUCUGCUGUCAUAAUGCUCCUACAAGCACUGAAAAAGCAUGUCUUCUUAAUCCAUUUUCUUAAAGUAAUUUUAAUGUACUACAUACAGUAACUCAAAUUUGAGAGCUUGAUAUAGGUACAGGUACAGCAUAUGCACCAUAAGGUUUCACAGAGGGUUAUUUUCUAGACAUUUAAAGUUGCUACCAAAAUUAUUUAAAUAUAAUCUAUUUCAGCUAUCACAUCAUCUCAGCCAACUCCUUCAAGGAAUUCUGUUUGAUUCAAGACCAACCCUAGAUUACAUGGGAAGAACAGAUGAGGAAAACUGUUAGUCUACAAUGAGUAAGAGUGAAAUAAUGCACUACUACUGCUACAUGUAAUAUGAGAGAACAAGAUAAAAUGGAGCAAGGAUUCUGUUUACAUCUUGCACAGACAAUUAGGUGGCUAGAAAUGGUUAUAAGAGAACACCAUAUAACUUCAAGAAAAUGGGGACAUGGGAGUUUCGUCAAAAAGAAUGAAAAGAAUAUUAUACACUAAGCUACUACUCGUGCUGGUGGAUUCUUUGAGAUGGGUGAGAGGGAAUAAAAUAAUAAAGUGUUGUGCUACACUUUGAAUCAGAAAGAAACUAACCAAAGUUGAUUAAUUACACAGGUAUUGCCCACACAGACUUUUGGAUCCAAAUUAGUUGGCCUGUCUCUAACUGAAGCCUAGGAUUAUCUUUGCUAACCUCAGUGAUUACCACAAAGGAGUCCCAGAUUGGAAGAUUGGAUGAGCAAAAACAAUUUGUAGGAAUCAGGUUUCCCCUUAAAGACUCAUUGACUUUGGCUUAACUGAGUUUUUCUUUCUCCUUUACUUUGAUCUUCCACUGCUGCCACCAGUUUCUAGAGUUGAAUACUACAAAGAGCAAAUUCAUAUUAUUUAUUUAUUUUUUUAUUUUCUAUUUUUUUUAUUUCAGAAAUGUUUUCUUAAUCAUACUAUUUGUUUUUAUCACUCAAGCAACCUGAAAUAUUCCUUCAUCAUUGCUAUUGCUUUUACAGAAUAAUUACUUGCAUUUUAUAUUUUAAUUUGAUGACAUCAUAUCUAUAUUUUUCUUAUUCCAUGAGAUAGCUGACAACUUUAGAGAAUAUAAACAUAAAAUAUUUGUUUCUAACAACUUUCUUACAGGGAACAAUACAGAUCAUGAUACAUAACCUCUCAGAUUUCAACUAUCAUGAUUUUACUAAUAACUUAAGUGUCUGAGAUGAGCUGCCAAUUGAAAUAUGAUAGAUUGUUCAGUGCCUGAGCUGACCAGGCAGGUUCACAGGCCUGCAAGACAAACAAUCACUGAAGCAACAUGUUCUUUGUCCCUUGACUGUUUCUCACAUUACAUAGUUUUAAGAUGUAAUAUAAUUUAUUGACAAUAAACACUGGUCCAUCUCAGUUUCUUCUGGAA
Scylla paramamosain (green mud crab) is the source of this 11654-nucleotide messenger RNA. It is a transcript of the gene Gp210, whose product is annotated as nuclear pore membrane glycoprotein 210-like. Lineage: Eukaryota; Metazoa; Arthropoda; Malacostraca; Decapoda; Portunidae. The record is from RefSeq and is a predicted model, not a curated record. The transcript has 36 exons. Gene Ontology annotation, cellular component: nuclear pore. Bases 39 to 5753 code for a protein of 1904 amino acids.